AUGCCCGGAUUCAACUUUGAAAAUGUUCAGCGUAACCUCAAUCUGGAAGCUGAGGGUUAUUCUGCACCACGCACGCUGAAGACCGGUACGACUAUCGUCGGCGUCGUUUACCAGGACGGCGUCGUGCUCGGCGCUGAUACUCGUGCCACUGAGGGCAGUAUUGUAGCGGACAAGCACUGCCGUAAGAUUCACUAUAUGGCUCCGAACAUCAUGUGCUGCGGUGCCGGCACAUCGGCGGAUACGGAGGCUGUAACGAACAUGGUGUCCUCGCACCUGGCUCUGCACCGACUCGAGACGGGCAAACAGUCCCGCGUGCUCGAGGCACUGACGCUGCUGAAGCGUCACUUGUACCGUUACCAGGGCCACGUCAGCGCGGCGCUCGUGCUUGGUGGCGUGGAUGUGGAGGGUCCGUUCUUAGCCACCAUUGCGCCACACGGCAGCACCGAUCGUUUACCUUUCGUGACGAUGGGUAGCGGCAGCAUUGCCGCCAUGGCACAGAUGGAGACUGCCUACAAGGACAACAUGACGUGCGAGGAGGCCAAGGAACUGGUGGCGUCGGCCAUCCGCAAGGGUAUCUUUAAUGAUCCUUAUAGCGGUACCCAGGUGGAUGUGUGCGUCAUCACUAAAGACAAGACGGAGGUCAUGAUCGGGUACGACAAGCCGAACGAGCGUAUGUACCCACGACAGGAAAUCGUGCUCAGGCCUGGUACGACGCCGGUACUCAAGGAAGAGAUCCGCCAGCUGGUUGAUAUUGUGGAGGUCUAA
Molecule: messenger RNA, 765 nt
Organism: Leishmania braziliensis MHOM/BR/75/M2904
Lineage: Eukaryota; Euglenozoa; Kinetoplastea; Trypanosomatida; Trypanosomatidae
Product: putative proteasome beta 2 subunit
Exons: 1
Coding region: 1-765 (254 amino acids)
Cellular component (GO): proteasome core complex
Molecular function (GO): threonine-type endopeptidase activity
Source: RefSeq, a predicted model, not a curated record